AUGCCGCCCAAGCCGGGCUCGCCUCGAAAGCCUAAGCGCCGCCUUUUGGCCAAGACUUCGGAAGCAGAAGCUGCUCACAGCCCUAAGAAGGCAAAACCUGGGUUGACGAACAAGAAGUUGGAGAAGCUUGCAAAGCAAACCCAGGCGGCCGCCGCAAGCAAGGCAAAGGGCCAGGAGCCAGUUGUGUGCCGGACCCCGCCCCCUGUCUUGAAGAACGGUGGCAAAGCAAGCAGCGAGACGAGCGGAAGCAAACGAGGGCAAGGCAAGGUGACCUUCAAGAGUGAGCCGGAGGUUCACCCGGUGACGGUGACUCCGCCAAGGAAAACCAGGAAGGCUACCGAGGAUGCCAGCCCUGGCAUGUCGCUUUCGAAGGCUGAGGAGAUCUUGGGGGAAAUGGAGGAGGAAAAAGCUGAGGCGGACACUUCGUCUGCCUCCGCUGGCACUGAGGAGGAUGAAGCAGGUGGUGAGGAAUCCUCGGCUGAGGACAGCUCCACUGAGGAGGAAGGAGACGAGGAAGGAAAACAGGGAGGAAGCAAUGAAGAAAAGGAUGAAGGAACGGAACCCAGCGCAUCCGCUUCGGAGGAUGAGAGUGAGGAUGAAGGAAGCCAGGCGGAGGAUGAACAAGCGGAAGAGGAAGCGGAAUCUGAGGAUGCCUCAGACGAGGAUGAUGGCAGCAGCCAGGACUCUGUGUCAGGAGGCACUGAGGAUGAUAACGAAGCAGAGGAGGAGGACGAGCCCACCCCGGAGCAGGACAAGGAGAAGGAAAAGAGCAAGGAAGAGGACAAGGGCAAGCAAAACCAGAACCAGGACAAAAAGGACAAGCAGAAGGAAAAGCGCAAGGAAAAGGAGAACGACAAGCAGAACCAGAACCAGGACGAAAAGGACAAGCAGAAGGAAAAGCGCAAGGAAAAGGACAAGGACAAGCAGAACCAGAACCAGGACGAAAAGGACAAGCAGAAGGGAAAGCGCAAGGAAAAGGAGAACGACAAGCAGAAGCAGAACCAGGACGAAAAGGACAAGCAGAGGGAGAUCAGCAAGGAAAAGGACAAGGGCAAGCAUAACCGGAACCAGGACGAAAAGGAUAAGCAGAAGGAAAAGCGCAAGGAAAAGGAGAACGACAAGCAGAACCAGCAAACCCCCGAUCCUGACAGCACGCAGGAAAAACAGCAAGCGCGUGAGGCAGGCAAGCGCAUGAAGCAGGACCAGCGUGCGAAAAGCGAGGCGGACGCGACCAGCUUGGCACUGGUUCCAGCAGACAAGCCUUCCAAAAGAAAGGCGCAUGAAGUUGAGGCUGGAAGCGAGACUGGGUCAAAGAGAAACAAUAAGAAGGAAAAAAAGGCAAAGAAAAUCAAGGAUGAGGCCAAGGAACCUGAGGAUGAGAAGAAGUUGGCCCAGGCCGAAGAGGGUUUGCCGAAAGCAGUGAAUAGCAACAGCCAUCAUAAGCUUUACCUGCGUUAUGGCCGAUGGGUCAAGAACAAGAAACGCUUUCCAGAAGCCUUGAGUUCACGCCUUCAGACCGAAGAAGGUCGUAUGAAGCUGUUUGCCGAUUAUGUGGAGGCUGGGGGAGACCCCCAGCAAGUUGUGCUCAAGCAUACGCAGCAGCUGAGAGAGGCCCAGAGGACCAUAACUGAUCCAGAAUCCCCAGAAGACAAGCUGUACUUCAUGUUCAUAGAAAUCAACAUCGACGACGUGCGAGAACUGGAGAGGAUCACGAAGCUGGAGCUCAACGGCAGCAUAGAUGCUGAGUGCUUGGCAGCGUUUACCAAGGAAGGUGGGGUGCUGGACCCUAGCAAGCAGCAGCUUGCGCAGAGCGGAGGAGCAUCAGCGCAGGGCAUGGCAAAAGCGUUGCAGUUGACAGGCACGGUUGCCCCCUCUAAGAGCAAAGGCAAAGCAGGCAAAACAGCAAAGGGCGGGGAAGCUGGAGCAGCCAAGGAGGUGACGCCCGACACGCCGCUCCAAAAGGCGGCAGCGCUUGUGAACACGGUUUUGCGGGAGAAGAACACGUGCAGCCUGUGCAGGGACUUGGCGUUCAAGCUGAAGCCUAUCAAAAUGUCGGAUGCAUUGAUCCAGCAGCUGUUGGCCCUGGAAAAGAAGUUCAGCCAGAAGGCCAGUGAGCUGCAGAAGCUCGUGGCGGCCAACAAGAACAAGAACAAAUAUUACAAGUACAUUAUUGAUGAGGUCGAGAAGCUGAAAGAGACGGCCAAAGAGCGGACGGAUAUUGCCAAGGCGUUGAUUCGCGCAAGCCAGAAAGCCAAGAACCCUGACAAGGACAAAAACAAAGAGGCAGCAACGCAGAAGGAUGACAGCAAGGUCGAGAUGCUGUGGACAAUGCAAGUCGUUCUGCUCGGCGAAUUCUUCGCGAGAUUUGCUCUGAAGCUGCCGGCUACUGCUGGUGUUGCCCAAGCUCGUGACUUGGUGGCGGACAAGUGUGCUUGCUCGUUGGCUGCCACCCUGGCAGAAUUUUCGACUGGGCACGAGGAACGCGAGAUUGUUGGAUGGGUUCAAGGAGUAUUGCAGAGUGGCAGGUUUCCUGCUACGGACUUCAAUGGGGAUCCCUGGCCUGAAGGCUCAGCAGAAGCUGGUAGGGCGAAUGAGCUCAUUGCAGCCGGCUACAUGUUUGCAUUCAGUGGCUUCAAGGGAGAUUGGGAGGCCCGAGUGGUUGUUCACAAGCUCCAGAGAUCCUACAACCACAACAACAUAUGCGAACACUGCCCUGCUACGAAACUAGACACUGCAUUCAACUACCGAAAUUUUGCAUUGGACGCUCCGUAUCUGGACGUUCGGUUCACGCAUGCCCAGUUUAUGAUGAUGACCCCGCCGCAGCUCCAAUCUUCAUGGCAAACUGUUCCUGGUUGGACGAAAGACCGGAACUUGGAGGCAGAAACAGCAGGCGGGAUUAAUCUCGUUUGCGUUUCCUACGCGUUGGCAAAGAUGCAGUUUGACUUCGACAUGAGUGG
Messenger RNA from Symbiodinium pilosum, 2957 nucleotides. Lineage: Eukaryota; Dinophyceae; Suessiales; Symbiodiniaceae. The record is from the annotation of a GenBank genome assembly.